This is a messenger RNA of Mirounga angustirostris (Northern elephant seal), 2579 nucleotides long. It is a transcript of the gene ZNF410, whose product is annotated as zinc finger protein 410. Gene Ontology annotation, biological process: regulation of transcription by RNA polymerase II. Bases 578 to 2014 code for a protein of 478 amino acids. The transcript is spliced from 14 exons. NCBI's taxonomy places the organism in Eukaryota, Metazoa, Chordata, Mammalia, Carnivora, Phocidae. Gene Ontology annotation, molecular function: RNA polymerase II cis-regulatory region sequence-specific DNA binding; transcription coregulator activity; DNA-binding transcription factor activity, RNA polymerase II-specific. Gene Ontology annotation, cellular component: nucleus. The record is from RefSeq and is a predicted model, not a curated record.
GGAGCGAGCGAGUGGGUGUGAGCGUUGGGGGCCGGCCAAACUUCCUGUCCCGCGCUGCCGCUGCUUCCGGCGGGAGCCGGAAGACGCUGUGUGUGGACGGAAUUCGGGACCGCCUGACGGCUAGCAGGCUGCCCCGGACGGGAAGUUUUUGAAACCUGUUAAAUGAUAAUGGGAAUUGAGAAUAGAAACAAAUUUAAUUGCAUAUUUGCCAUCACACUUCCGGCUGAUGUACAUAGCGAGUUGCUGUGUUAAAGAUUUUAUUUAUUUGACAGAGACAGACACAGUGAGAGCAGGAACGUAAGCAGGGGGAGUGGGAGAGGGAGAAGCAGACUUCCCGCAGAGCAGGGAGCCCGAUGCGGGGCUCAAUCCCAGGACCCUGGAACCAUGACCCAAGCCGAAGGCAGACGCUUAACGACUGAGCCACCCAGGCUAAAUUGAUUACCCACCCAGCACAGCAUCUUACAGGAAAAGCAUAGCAUUUCCUAGAGGAAUAUGAGCAUAACAGGAAGGUGUCAUUGACUCUGAAUUAAAUUUUUAACCUGUCCCUGAACAGCUACAGGAUUUGGAAGCUGAAUCAAUGUUAUCAGAUGAGUUAGAAUCCAAACCAGAGCUCCUGGUACAGUUUGUUCAGAAUACGUCCAUCCCAUUGGGACAGGGGCUAGUAGAAUCAGAAGCUAAAGACAUUACUUGCUUAUCCCUCCUUCCGGUGACUGAGGCCUCAGAAUGCAGUCGGCUAAUGUUACCAGAUGAUACUCCAAGUCAUACAAACUCCUCCAAGGAGGUCCCUUCCUCGGCUGUGUUGAGAAGCCUUCAGGUGAAUGUGGGCCCAGACGGAGAGGAGACGAGGGCUCAGACUGCACAGAAGUCCCCGGAGUUUUUGUCCACUCCAGAGUCUCCCAGCUUGUUGCAAGAUCUACAGCCAAGUGAUAGCACUUCUUUUAUUCUUCUUAACCUAACGAGAGCAGGUCUGGGCUCUUCAGCUGAGCACUUAGUAUUUGUACAAGAUGAGGCAGAGGAUUCAGGGAAUGAUUUCCUCUCCAGUGAGAGCACGGACAGUAGCAUCCCAUGGUUCCUCCGGGUUCAAGAGCUGGCUCAUGAUAGUCUGAUUGCUGCUACUCGCGCACAGCUGGCAAAGAGUGCAAAAACCAGCAGCAAUGGAGAAAAUGUCCACCUCAGUUCUGGUGAUGGGCAGCCCAAAGAUUCUGGGCCCCUUCCUCAAGUGGAAAAGAAGCUCAAAUGUACAGUUGAAGGCUGUGACCGGACAUUUGUGUGGCCAGCUCACUUCAAGUACCAUCUCAAAACACAUAGAAAUGACCGCUCUUUCAUCUGUCCUGCAGAAGGUUGUGGGAAAAGCUUCUAUGUGCUGCAGAGGCUGAAGGUGCACAUGAGGACCCAUAAUGGGGAGAAGCCCUUUAUGUGCCCCGAGUCUAGCUGUGGUAAGCAGUUCACUACAGCUGGAAAUCUGAAGAACCACUUGCGCAUCCAUACAGGAGAGAAGCCUUUCCUUUGUGAAGCCCAAGGAUGUGGCCGUUCCUUUGCUGAGUAUUCUAGCCUGCGAAAACACUUGGUGGUUCACUCAGGAGAGAAGCCUCAUCAGUGUCAAGUCUGUGGGAAGACCUUCUCUCAGAGUGGGAGUAGGAAUGUGCACAUGAGAAAGCAUCAUUUGCAGCUGGGAGCAGCUGGGAGUCAAGAGCAGGAGCAAACUGCUGAGCCACUAAUGGGCAGUAGUUUACUUGAAGAGGCUUCAGUAACCAGUAAAAACCUGGUGCCUAUGAAUUCCCAGCCCAGCCUUGGUGGAGAGUCCUUGAACCUACCAAAUACCAAUUCUAUCCUAGGAGUUGAUGAUGAGGUGCUUGCUGAAGGAUCCCCACGUCCCCUGUCUUCAGUGCCUGAUGUGACACAUCACUUGGUGACCAUGCAGUCAGGGAGGCAGUCAUAUGAGGUUUCUGUCUUAACUGCCGUAAAUCCACAGGAGUUACUAAACCAAGGAGAAUUAACUGAAAGCCGGACAUGAGCAUGGGCACUGACUCCUGGAAGAGCAGCUCUGUCUGAUCCCAGAGUGCACGUAGUGGGAACAGGAUGCUUCUGGCUCAUGGUCUGCCAGAAGCAAAAUGAAUCUGUGAAGGACAGGACCCCGCGUCUGCCUCUGUUCAUCUUUCCUGACAUAGAAGAUGAAUGUGGGAGAGCUUCUCUUCAAACCACAUCUGAUCCAGACAAGGAAGAAAGCAGUGAAUGUGAGCUGGGUAACUGUACCUACCUCUCUUCCCACUACAAAAUUUUGGGAAGGACUUCUCCCAAAAGGGAAUUGGAUUAUGUGUUGGCUGAAAUUUCUUCAGUAUGACUGUUGAGAUGGGAUUUUCCUCUGAAGAAUUUUCAUCCCCGACUCAGCUGUCUUUUCACAUGGAUGAACUAAGUCCUGCCACCAACCAUAAAACUUCACCAAGAAGUUGAGCUUUCAAGAUGCCUUGUUGCUUUGGAGAAGGGAGUGAUGCCAGUUCUGCUGUAGCAUUCUCCCUUUAGCAACCUGAGUAAGAGACUCUGCCGCUGGGCUGCAAAAAAAUAAAUUACUUGAAUCCCUA